Messenger RNA from Exophiala aquamarina CBS 119918, 1500 nucleotides. RefSeq lists its product as uncharacterized. The transcript has a single exon. Lineage: Eukaryota; Fungi; Ascomycota; Eurotiomycetes; Chaetothyriales; Herpotrichiellaceae. The coding region runs from base 1 to 1500 and encodes 499 amino acids. The record is from RefSeq and is a predicted model, not a curated record.
AUGCCUCUAACUAACGUCGCCCCUAACCGCAAAGACAGUGGUACUACAAAUGGACGGGUCAUUCAUAAUAGGGUGGAAGAGCUAGGCCAACAGGAGGGAUCUUUGGUGCGAAGCGGAAGCGAAUCGGACAGUCUGCUGGAUCUGUACAGAAGCAAUCCAAGCAGCGGCAACGUCAGCCAACAAGCCAUCGACAAUGACAUCCCUGAAAAUAUGUACCGUCCUGAGCAAAAUGAUCCAGACGGCUGGAUACAUCGAGAUAAGCUAGCCAAGAUUGAGAGCGAGGAAUUGCAAGCUGCGGGUUUGAAUCUAGCCAGUGCCAGACGCAACGGCCAUAAAAACGUGAAAAGAGAUCCAAAUUUGGGUCGACGAAGUGAAGACAAAAACGGAUAUGACACUCGCACAACUGAUACGGAUGCGGGAAAGCCACGUCUGGCAGAACCUGUGGAGGAAGAGGAAGACGAUCAACCCAAUUGGGACUUCCGUACGCCUGAAGAAAUUGCUGCGGAUCAUUCCUCCCAGGUUUACUUGACUCCAAUUGCAAGGAAAUCCGGUUCCAAAAUACCCGUCUUGACAACGAGCCCUCUUCCUAUUCCACAAGAACGAAUCGAACGAGAUACCCCACUAAAUCGAAAACGAACAAUCAGCAACAGCAUGAGUCCAGAGGAUGGAAUACCCGUUCUCAAGAGCCGGACGCGGAGAGGAAGCACAGGCAACCAACCACUGGCGCAGGAUGAUACUGAUUAUCUGGCUGCCACACCUGUUUUAACAAACAGCAAAGUUCAGACACAAAAAUCAGCAUCGCCCACAAAGACGAAGACGAAGCCUGGCCAGUCAUCACCCCCAGGAACUUCGGCCGGACGCAAAGUGUCAACUACGACCCGAAAGCCAUCGACCAACAACAAGGCUGGUGUAACGCCCUCCCCUAACCAACGACCUGGAACAAGAUCCGGGGAACUAGAUCGACCACGAACCGCAGUGAACAGACCAGAAGGGGAUCCACCUUGGUUAGCUACGAUGUACAAACCCGAUCCUAGACUUCCUCCAGACGAGCAAAUUAUUCCAACGCACGCACGGCGGCAGCAGCAGGCCCAAUGGGACGAAGAUGGCGCCAUCCCCAGAACAUACGAUCGCAAUUUCUCGCCUUUAGCAAUUCACUCACCGAAUGGCCUUGUAAACCCUCAUUCUCCAAAUCUUCCUUCCUCUCCGUCACCAAACCCGGGGAAAACUCAAGACUCGAAUGCCUGGCCUCUGAAGUCAGUGCCGAGCGUGAGGAAUUCUGUUAAUGGCAGACCUGGCACUGGUGGAAGUUCCAAUGCUGGAUAUAGCACGAUGCCGCGCGUUCAGAGUCCCGCGAUAAUCCAGAGCCCCCGAAUGGGCAGUAUUUCAUCGACCCCGGGUCAACCUCCUCAGAGCAGUAGACUGCAAGUCCAACGGUUGGAACACAACGACAUGGACGAGAAGGUCAAGGAUAAGGGCUGUGGUUGUUGUGUGGUCAUGUAA